AGUCUGUCAAAUUCGGUGAGGAUACCACCAUAUCUUUAAGACUAACUUAUUGAGACAUUUUAGUUCGAAGAAUUCCAAUAUUCUUGUAUGCACAAGCCAGAUUUAUUUUGAAUAAUUCCCAGAUGUUCGAUAAUUAGGAAGAUCAUUUCAUAUCACUAUACCAGAUUCAGAGGCAGGCAAAAAAACCGAUGGCUUCUUCCAGAUUGUUUUUUUCUCUCUGUCUUCUGUUCGUGGAAGUUCUGGCUCUAGCUAAGGCACAGCAGCCAGUAGACCAGCCUAAGAUGUCAUAUCACGACUGUGUAGGAAAGGGCAACUACACCACGAACAGUACUUACCAGGCAAAUCUCAAUCAACUCCUCACCUCUAUCUACACCAACACUGAAAUAAACAAUGGCUUUUACAACUUUUCCAACGGCCAAGACGCGGACACAGUCUAUUCAAUUGCACUUUGUAGACCGGAUAUCAGUCCUGAUGCCUGCCGCAGUUGCAUAAGAAAUGCUAGUGAUUCCCUGGUAAGACUCUGUCCAAACUUCGUGGAGGCAAUUGGAGGGUUAGAUGAUUGUACGGUACGCUACACAAACCGCUCCAUAUUUAAUCGCAUGGAGAAAGGACCUUAUUUUUGGGUGUAUGAUGAUCGAGUUAAUGUCUCUGAUGUAGUCGGGUUCAAUCAGUCACGGAUGACCUUGUUAGAUAGGCUGAGAGAUGAAGCAGCAGCAGGGGAUUCUCGUUACAAGUAUGCAAUGGAUCAAAUAGCUGCCCCAGCCCCAAACUUUCAAACAAUAUAUGCACUUGUACAGUGUACUCCUGAUUUAUCUGCUUCGGAAUGCAGGGAUUGCCUGUAUAAUGCUUCAGGACUUAUUCCAAAGUGUUGUGAUGCAAGACAAGGAGGAAGAGUUAUUUAUCCAAGCUGUAAUUUUAGGUAUGAAAUAGACCGUUUCUAUGACCCUUCGAUUAAUUCAAUCCCGCCACCACCAGAUUCAACUUCGACUAAUACAGUUCCAUCACCACCAGCUUCAACUUCACAAGGAAAGAAGGGCAUGAAGAGAAAUGUCCUCAUCAUCAUUUCCAUGGUUCCGAUAGCUGUUUCUGUGAUUCUUAUAGUUUGCGUCUGCAUCUUCUUAAGAGCUAGGAGGAAGCAGAAGGGGGAAGAGGAAGAGGAAGAGGAAGAGGAAGCUAAAGAUUUAAAUGAAAUGGAAGAUGUAGAAUUGCUCCAACUUGAUUUUGGCACUGUCAGAGAAGCAACAGGUAACUUCUCUGAGGAUAAUAAACUUGGACAAGGAGGAUUUGGUGCCGUGUACAAGGGCACUCUGACGAGUGGACAAGAUAUAGCUGUAAAGAGAUUGUCUAGGACAUCAGGACAAGGAGAGAUAGAAUUCAAGAAUGAGGUCAUGUUAGUUGCCAAGCUUCAGCAUCGGAAUUUGGUUAGACUCCUGGGUUUCUGCUAUGAGAAAGAAGAAAGGAUUCUUGUCUAUGAGUUUCUCCCCAACUCGAGCCUCAACAACUUGAUAUUUGAUCCAGUCAAGCGUGUACUUCUAGAUUGGGAAACCCUCUACGAAAUCAUAGAUGGCAUUGCAAGGGGGCUUCUUUACCUACAUGAAGACUCUCGACUACGGAUUAUUCAUCGUGAUCUCAAAGCUGCUAACAUUCUGCUAGAUGAGAACAUGAAUCCAAAAAUCUCAGAUUUUGGAAUGGCAAGAAUGUUUGCUAUGGAUCAAGCUCAAGAUAGCACGAGUAGAGUAGUUGGGACCUUCGGGUAUAUGGCUCCAGAAUAUGUUAUCCGUGGACAUUUCUCAGUUAAAUCAGAUGUAUAUAGCUUUGGUGUCUUAGUUUUAGAAAUUGUUAGUGGUCGAAAGAUUGGUGGCAGGGGCAUAGGAGACGAAGGAGAGGACCUUCUAACCUAUUCAUGGAGAAAAUGGAAUGAUGGGACACCUUUAGACAUAAUAGAUCCUACCUUGAAUGAUGGUCCAAGAAAUGAAAUUAUGAGAUGCAUCAUCAUCGGAUUACUCUGUGUUCAGGAAAAAGAAGCCCUCAGACCAACUAUGGCUCAAGUUUCUAUGAUGCUUAGUAGCUACUCUGUCACUCUCGCAGCACCCUCAAAACCUGCAUUUUUUAUGCACAGAGAAGACUCGUUUCCGUCACCGGUGAAUGCUUCAAGGUUAAUUGAGUCGGAUGAAUCCAGAACUAGAUCUUCCCGGUGGUCUAACAAUGAGGUUUCCAUCACUGAGCUGGACCCUCGAUAACAUCCAAAGGUAGAGAGCAAGUUAAUAAGCAUGUUGGUGCUCCAACUUUGCUUCAAAUUAUUUGUUUUUUGAUGGAAGCAGAAGUUGUGGUUUCUUGUUGGACUUGAAGCAAAUGCUGUGGUGAAAUAAAUAGAUGAAAAAGAAUAAAAAAGAAGGACCACAUUAGAUUUCCUGAUUGUUCAA
Molecule: messenger RNA, 2423 nt
Organism: Populus trichocarpa (black cottonwood)
Lineage: Eukaryota; Viridiplantae; Streptophyta; Magnoliopsida; Malpighiales; Salicaceae
Product: cysteine-rich receptor-like protein kinase 44
Exons: 7
Coding region: 189-2240 (683 amino acids)
Biological process (GO): protein phosphorylation
Molecular function (GO): ATP binding; protein kinase activity
Source: RefSeq, a predicted model, not a curated record